UUCUCUUAGAUCGAUAGAUAAUAACCUACACUAAUCACUAAAAUAAAAGGUUUUAACUUUUUUUAUUAUACCCAUUUCACUACUUCACCAGCAUACGUCUCCGCCUCCGACAGCAGUUUGCUUUUGCCGCCGCCUGUAGUUGAUCGAAUCGGAAGUAUCUGAUGACCUUCACUGUAUCCUCUGCAGGACGUCUAGAGAAAAGAAGUUGUCUUCCUCAAGUGCUUAUUCUGUUUUGACGAUGGAUAUCACUGUAAAUGAGCUAACUAGAAGGGAAAAAGCUGGUCAGAAUCAUCACAUCAGGAGUGAUUCGGCUGCAUCAACACCAAAAAAUCAGCAGGAAAAGGCUCAGGCUUUCUUGAGUUGUUCUGCUGUGAAGGUUGGUGAGAAGAGACAGAGAGACGAGUAUGCUGCUGAGAUUUGCAACACCGACGAACAGAACAAUAGAAGAGGUUCCAAUGAUAAUGGAUGUGCAGAAAGAGGAGAAGAGUCUGUACAAUGUGCUGCUCCAAAGUUUAAAGACUUUGAUAAGCUGAGGGCAGAUGCAAACUUUGCGGUUGGACAGAGUUGGGCUCUUUAUGAUGCAGCGGAUGGGAUGCCUAGAGUGUACGCUCAGAUCAGAAAAGUUUCAGCUCCUUCCUUUGGGCUUAGGAUCACAUACUUAGAGCCGGAUCCAAAAGAUGAGAAAGAGAUCAAAUGGUUUGAAGAAGACUUGCCUGUUUCCGCUGGUAAGUUCAGACUCGGAAAAAACGAGAACAUUAAAGACAUUUCCAAAUUCUCUCAUCUCAUCAAAUGCAAUGAAGGAAGCAGCACUGGUCACUUCACUGUCUCCCCAAGAAAAGGAGAGACUUGGGCCCUGUUCAAGAACUGGGACAUCAACUGGUCGUCAGAGCCAGACUCUCACCGCAGCUACGAGUACGAGUUUGUAGAGAUCUUGUCAGACUACGCUGAUAAAACUGGUGUGUUUGUCUCAUACUUGCAUAAAGCAAAAGGGUUCGCAAGUGUCUUCUUCCGAACGGGAACUGGUCCUGCAGACAUCUUCCGUAUCAACAGUCUGUAUCGGUUCUCCCACAUGGUUCCUUCCUUCAAACUGACUGGAACUGAAGCAAAAGGUUUGCCAAAAGAUGCUUACGAGCUGGACCAAGCUGCGUUACCAAAAACAAUCCAAGAGGUUAUGGUGCCUUCAGAGAGUGAUAGUAAGCCCAAACGCCGAGACAUCUACUUUGCUAGCAAGGGGAAGGUGUUUCAGACCGGUCAGAUCUGGUCAUUUUGCAGUGGCUAUGAUGAUUUGCCUCUGUACUACGGUAAGAUACAAAAGAUCAGUUUCACUCAGGCGUUUAAGAAGGAGCCACUGUUUAAACUACACGUAAGCCGUCUAAAGGCAACCACUCCUUUCCCUGAGGGUGUUAUCGAGUGGAUAGACAGAGGAAUGCCUGUUGGUUGUGGAACUUUCUACGCAAGAAAAGCUCUCGAGAUAAUCAGCCCUAGUCAGGUUUCACAUCAGGUGAUCCCCCAAGUCUCCUUGGAUGGAAAUGAAUACACCAUUCUCCCCAAGAUUGGUGAGGUCUGGGCGAUAUACAGAUACUGGAGCUGUCACAUUGAUGUUGAGGAUCUGGAGUUUGGUCUUUAUGACAUUGUGGAAGUUCUUGAUGACUCCUUGGAUGACUAUAAGGUUCAACUGCUGGUGCAAGAAUCAUAUCUUGAUGAUAAUGAGAAUUAUGAUAGGUAUUUUAAGGGAGCUACGGAGUAUGUGGACAACGAGGUGGAAGGGUCGGAACCUAUAUUUACCAUCCCAAAGUCAGAAAGGAACAGAUUCUCAAAUAAGGUUCAUGCUUUGCGUGUAACUAAAGAGAUACAGGGAGAGUUAAUGGACCUUUUCAGUAUGGAGUUCAAUGCGGUGCCUAUAAAUAUUCUACACAGUUGAACAAAGGAAGUGAGAAGAAGGAUUCCUUCUUUGUUUUUUUGGUGUUUUAGAAUCUUUAAGACUUACUCUAUGAUGUAAGGAUGUUCUUAUUUAUCAUAUGAUAGAGCAAGUAUUUGCAGAUUGUGACUACAUUUUUCCCUAUACUCAAAAGUUGUUUAACUA
Raphanus sativus (radish) is the source of this 2083-nucleotide messenger RNA. RefSeq lists its product as uncharacterized. The record is from RefSeq and is a predicted model, not a curated record. NCBI's taxonomy places the organism in Eukaryota, Viridiplantae, Streptophyta, Magnoliopsida, Brassicales, Brassicaceae. The transcript is spliced from 2 exons. The coding region runs from base 239 to 1921 and encodes 560 amino acids.